AUGGGGCGACCUUUCUCACUGACCUCAGCGCUGCUGCUGGUGGCCAUGGCCUCUUGUCUCGCAGCCGCUUCAGAAGCAAGUCAAGCCCUCUGGUCUGCAGGAAACUGCUCCGAGUGUCACAGCGAGGCCACCUGCAUGGAGAACGGGGUGACCACGACGUGCACCUGCCAGGAAGGCUUCACCGGCGACGGCUUUGAGUGCGUGGACCUGGACGAGUGCUCGGUGCCGGGGGCGCACAACUGCUCGGGCGGCAGCAGCUGCAUGAACAUGCCGGGCUCAUACGCCUGCCUGUGCCCAGCCGGCUUCCACCUGACGCCGGAAGGCGACUGCGCCGACGUGGACGAGUGCGCCGAGCCCGGGCUCAGCCACUGUCACGCCCCGGCCACCUGCAUCAACACCGAGGGUAACUACUCGUGCGUGUGCCCGGCCGGCUUCCGCGGGGACGGGAGGCACUGCGACUGCACGCCGGACGCCUGCGAGCCCGGGCUGGCCUGCGUGCCCGCGGAGGGCGGUGGGCGCGCGUGCGCAGACCCGUGCCUGGCGUACCGCACCCUGAACGAGUACUGGCGCAGCGCCACCUACCGGACCGGCUACAUGUGCGACGCGGAGCUGAGCGGCUGGUACCGCUUCGUGGGGCCCGGCGGCGUGCGCGUGCCCGAGACGUGCGUGCCCACGCUGCGCUGCAACACGGCGGCGCCCAUGUGGCUCAAUGGCACGCACCCGUCCACCGGCGACGGCAUCGUGCAGCGCACCGCCUGCGCGCACUGGGACGACGACUGCUGUCUGUGGGAUGCUCCCGUCCAGGUGAAGGCUUGUGCUGGCGGGUACUACGUCUACAACCUGACAGCGCCCCCCGAGUGCCACCUGGCUUACUGCACAGAUCCUACCUCUGUGGAGGGGAACUGUGAAGAGUGCAGCGUGGAGGAGGACUGCCAAUCAGACAACGGCAGGUGGCACUGCGAGUGUAAGCAAGACUUCAACAUCUCAGAUGUCUCCCACUUGCAACCCAAGCUGGAAUGUGGAGCCAAUGACAUCAAAGUGUCCCUGGGCAAAUGCCAGCUGGAGAGCUUGGGCUUUGAGAAGAUUGUCAUGUACCUACAAGACAGCCGGUGCUUGGGCUUCAGGGAGAGGAGUGACAGGGACUGGAUGUCUGUGGUGACUCCAGCCCAGGAUGGUCCCUGUGGGACUGUGAUGACGAAAAAUGAAACCCACGCCACAUACAGCAACACACUCUACCUGGCAGAUGAGGUCAUCAUCCGAGACCUCAACAUCAAGAUCAACUUCGCAUGUUCCUACCCUUUGGAUAUGAAAGUCAGCCUGAAGACCACCUUGAAGCCAAUGAUGAGCACCCUGAACAUCAGCGUGGGCGGCACGGGCAUGUUCACCGUGCGGAUGGCACUCUUCCAGAACCCCACCUACACGCUGCCCUACCAAGGCUCGGCAGUGACGCUGGCCACGGAGGCCUUCCUUUACGUGGGCACCAUGCUGGAUGGCGGUGACCUGUCCCGCUUUGUGCUGCUGAUGACCAACUGCUAUGCCACGCCCAGCAGCAAUGCCACGGACCCUAUGAAGUACUUCAUCAUUCGAGACAGGUGUCCACGCACCAAGGACUCAACCAUCCAAGUGGUGGAGAAUGGGGAGUCCCCUCAGAGCCGCUUUUCUGUCCAGAUGUUUCGGUUUGCUGGCAAUUAUGACCUGGUCUACCUGCACUGUGAGGUGUACCUCUGUGACACGAAGAAUGAAAAGUGCAAGCCGACCUGCUCUGGGACCAGGUUGCACAGCGGGGACAUUGUAGACCAAGCCCAUGUCCUGAACUUGGGUCCCAUCGCUCGGAGAGAUGUCCAGGUCACAGUGUCCAAGGCUGCUCCCAGCCACUUAGGACUUGUGAAAUCAUGGCUACUCCUGUUCCUGUCAGCGAUUUUGACCCUGAUGUCUCAGUGA
Molecule: messenger RNA, 1941 nt
Organism: Elephantulus edwardii (Cape elephant shrew)
Lineage: Eukaryota; Metazoa; Chordata; Mammalia; Macroscelidea; Macroscelididae
Gene: UMOD
Product: uromodulin
Exons: 10
Coding region: 1-1941 (646 amino acids)
Biological process (GO): neutrophil migration
Cellular component (GO): cell surface; apical plasma membrane
Molecular function (GO): calcium ion binding
Source: RefSeq, a predicted model, not a curated record